GCGGGCGAGGAGGCGUGUCGGGCGGACGCUGGCGCGGCUCGCGCCCCCGCCGCCAUGGCGUCCUCGUCGUCCAAGGCCUCCGAUUCCUCCUCCCACCGCCCCAAGCGGCUGGAUCAAGGGCCGGGGAAGGACGCGGCCGGCCUCGUCGCGCUCCACGGGAAGCUGACGCAGCUGAAGCGCCAGGUCCAAUCCACCCGCCUCGCCGCGAUCAAGGAGAGGGUAGAGGCGAACAGGAAGGCGCUGCAGGGGCACACGUGCGCUCUGUUCGAUGUCGCCGCGGCGGCGGAGGCGGCAUCAAGGGGCGCCGAGGGCGGCAACGCACUGUCGCAGCGCGCAGCGGAGGGGCGGCGCAGGCUCGUCGGGUGGGACUCGGCGAGCGGAUCGGGAGAGAGGGAGCUGGUGCACUUACAGGAGGAAAACCUGGCUGCCGGGACGCUCGUGCUCUCGAGCUCUGGCAGCGGCGCCUCGCAUAGGACCGUCGUCCAGCUUGUGAUGCUGCCCGUCGUUGAGAAGAUUCCGCCCUACACCACGUGGAUCUUCCUGGACAAAAACCAAAGAAUGGCCGAUGAUCAAUCAGUUGGUAGGAGGAGAAUUUACUAUGACCCAAUUGUCAAUGAGGCGCUGAUCUGCAGUGAAAGUGAUGAUGACAUUCCAGAGCCAGAGGAGGAGAAACAUGUUUUCACGGAAGGAGAAGAUCAGCUAAUAUGGAAAGCUACUCAAGAUCAUGGGUUAAGUCGAGAGGUUUCAAAUGUCCUCUGCCAGUUUGUUGAUGCAACUCCUUCAGAAAUUGAGGAAAGAUCAGAAGUUCUUUUUGAGAAAUAUGAGAAGCAGUCUCAAUCUUCUUACAAGACAGAAAUGCAACUUUUUCUUGACAAGACCAUGGAUGUGGCUUUAGAUUCUUUUGAUAAUCUCUUCUGCCGGAGAUGUUUGGUUUUUGACUGCCGUCUCCAUGGGUGCUCCCAGAACUUAGUAUUCCCCAGCGAGAAGCAACCAUAUGGUCAUGACAUUGAUGAAAACAAGAGACCGUGUGGCAAUCAGUGUUACCUUCGAAGGAGAGAAGGCCAUCAAGAUAUGUGCAAUGAUGAUCACAAUGCUUGUACAACAUUUAAUAUGGAUUCAAGAUCUUCCUCACUUAAACUUGGUGCUACGAUAUUGUCUGAAUCAGAAGAUUCAAACAGAGAGGAAGAUAACAAUAAAUCCACCUCAGUUGUUGAAACCAGCAGGUCAAAAAUAGCUAAUGCUGAAUAUGCUGUCAAAAGUGCAACACCACCUCCUGGAGAUACUUCUGAAACUGAAAAUGUAUCCCCUGACAUGGUCCUAAAAAAUUUUGGCAGGCGUAAGAUUUCAAAGCAUGCCUCCAGGUCUAACGAUCAUUCACCUGAUAAAAGGCAGAAGAUUUGUAGUUCACAGUUUUCUUUUGCAACCAGUGUACUGAACGAGCAACAUGUUCCAGAAAUUGGUGAUACAUGUCCAGAUUCCAGAGAAUCUGUAAUUGAUCAACUUAAUCUGGAUGACCCUAAUAAGAAAAUUUCUACCAAAGAUAUGUGUGCUGGAAGCACAACUAAUACUACUGAAGAUGCUUUACGAGAUAAUAAUAAUUUGUUCACUUCCAGCAAGGAUCACUCUAUUUCUCUUUGGAGUGCUUUAGAGAGAGAUUUGUACUUGAAGGGAAUUGAGAUAUUUGGGAAAAACAGUUGUCUCAUAGCUAGAAACCUAUUGUCUGGCCUGAAGACCUGCAUGGAAGUGGCUAGCUACAUGUACAACAAUGGUUCAGCAAUGGCAAAGAGACCUCUAUCUGGUAAAUCCGUUUUAGGUGACUUUGCAGAAGCUGAGCAAGUUUACAUGGAGCAAGAUUUGGUGGCAAGGACAAGAAUUUGUCGUCGUAAGGGCCGAGCUCGAAAGCUCAAAUACACUUGGAAGUCUGCAGGGCAUCCAACUGUUAGAAAAAGAAUUGGUGAUGGAAAGAAAUGGUAUACGCAGUAUAACCCAUGUGGGUGUCAGCAAAUGUGUGGCAAAGAUUGCCCCUGUCUGGAAAAUGGAACUUGCUGCGAGAAGUAUUGCGGGUGUUCAAAGAGCUGCAAAAACAGAUUUAGAGGCUGCCAUUGCGCAAAAAGUCAAUGCAGAAGCAGACAAUGCCCAUGUUUUGCAGCCAACCGCGAAUGUGAUCCAGAUGUUUGCAGAAACUGCUGGGUGAGCUGUGGAGAUGGUUCACUAGGAGAGCCACCGGCAAGAGGUGAUGGCUAUCAGUGUGGAAACAUGAAACUCCUCCUGAAACAACAACAACGGAUUUUGCUUGGAAAGUCUGAUGUUGCUGGUUGGGGUGCAUUCAUUAAGAACCCGGUAAAUAGAAAUGAUUACCUAGGUGAAUACACCGGCGAAUUGAUUUCUCAUAGAGAAGCAGACAAGCGUGGCAAAAUUUAUGAUCGAGCAAACUCGUCGUUCCUAUUUGAUUUAAAUGAACAGUAUGUAUUGGAUGCUUAUCGCAAGGGGGACAAACUGAAGUUUGCAAAUCACUCGUCCAGUCCUAACUGCUUUGCAAAGGUUAUGUUGGUGGCUGGUGAUCAUCGGGUUGGUAUCUAUGCAAAGGACCGCAUUGAGGCUAGCGAGGAACUCUUUUAUGAUUAUCGCUAUGGACCUGACCAGGCCCCAGCUUGGGCAAGGAGACCGGAAGGGUCAAAAAAGGAUGAAGCAUCUGUCUCUCACCAUCGAGCGCACAAAGUUGCUAGAUAGUCGAAGAGUAGCUCCAGAUGAUACCGGCACCUGUAAACUAUAUCGUCAUUGAAAUACAUUUUAGUUCUAGUCCAUUAUACAAGGUCUAUUCGUUGGCAUAAUAAGCAUAUUCUAUAUUCCUUGUUCUUGGUAAAUAAACUGAGGUAUCGGGUAUGCGAAUAAAAGAAAAAUAAGCCGUUGGCAACUUUAUUUGUACAAAGUUUGGAAUUUAUGCUAUGUAUAAUUUUUGCCU
Molecule: messenger RNA, 2962 nt
Organism: Oryza brachyantha (malo sina)
Lineage: Eukaryota; Viridiplantae; Streptophyta; Magnoliopsida; Poales; Poaceae
Product: histone-lysine N-methyltransferase EZ1
Exons: 17
Coding region: 55-2730 (891 amino acids)
Biological process (GO): chromatin remodeling
Cellular component (GO): PcG protein complex
Molecular function (GO): protein binding; histone methyltransferase activity
Source: RefSeq, a predicted model, not a curated record